Molecule: messenger RNA, 2806 nt
Organism: Pistacia vera
Lineage: Eukaryota; Viridiplantae; Streptophyta; Magnoliopsida; Sapindales; Anacardiaceae
Product: adoMet-dependent rRNA methyltransferase spb1
Exons: 11
Coding region: 83-2581 (832 amino acids)
Biological process (GO): rRNA methylation; maturation of 5.8S rRNA from tricistronic rRNA transcript (SSU-rRNA, 5.8S rRNA, LSU-rRNA); maturation of LSU-rRNA from tricistronic rRNA transcript (SSU-rRNA, 5.8S rRNA, LSU-rRNA)
Cellular component (GO): nucleus; preribosome, large subunit precursor; nucleolus
Molecular function (GO): rRNA (uridine-2'-O-ribose)-methyltransferase activity; rRNA (guanine) methyltransferase activity
Source: RefSeq, a predicted model, not a curated record
UCUUCCAGUUGAGGGUGGGGUUUAUAUAUUCUAAAUUUCACCAACUCUUCUCUUUCUUCUCUCCACCUCCGUCUCUAGCAAAAUGGGCAAAGUAAAGGGUAAGCAUCGUUUGGAUAAAUACUACCGUUUAGCCAAAGAACACGGCUAUAGAUCUCGAGCUUCAUGGAAACUCGUUCAGCUCGAAACCAAAUUUUCCUUCCUCCGCUCUUCACACGCGGUCCUCGACCUUUGCGCCGCCCCAGGCGGGUGGAUGCAGGUGGCGGUGCAGCGGGUGCCCGUGGGCAGCCUUGUUCUGGGCCUGGACUUGGUGCCCAUUGCCCCCAUACGUGGCGCUAUCUCUUUGGAGCAGGAUAUAACAAAGCCUGAGUGUAGAAGUAGAGUGAAGAAGGUGAUGGAAGAGCAUGGAGUUAGAGCUUUUGAUUUGGUUUUGCAUGAUGGGUCGCCUAAUGUUGGUGGAGCUUGGUCUCAGGAGGCUAUGAGCCAGAACGCUUUGGUUAUUGAUUCUGUUAAGCUGGCCACUCAGUUCUUGGCUCCUAAGGGAACUUUUGUUACUAAAGUUUUCAGGUCACAAGAUUACAGUUCUGUCGUAUACUGCCUCAAGCAGUUAUUUGAGAAGGUUGAGGUGGAUAAACCAGCAGCUAGUCGAUCAGCAUCAGCUGAGAUAUACGUAUUGGGUUUAAGGUACAAGGCUCCUGCAAAAAUUGAUCCUCGUCUUCUUGAUGUGAAACAUUUGUUUCAGGGGUCUAUAGAACCCCAGCGCAAGGUGGUGGAUGUACUAAGAGGAACAAAGCAAAAAAGACAUCGUGAUGGAUAUGAAGAUGGAGAGUCAAUUGUGAGGAAAGUUUCUUCAGCUGCAGAUUUCAUUUGGUCCAAUAAUCCUCUUGAGAUUCUUGGUUCAGUUACUUCCAUAUCCUUUGAGGAUCCAUCCUGUUUGGCCAUCAUAGAUCAUGAAUUGACAACAGAAGAGGUUAAAGCUCUAUGCGAUGAUUUGCGUGUCUUGGGAAAGCAAGAUUUCAAGCAUCUAUUGAAGUGGCGUAUGCACUUAAGAAAGGCUUUAUCUCUUUCACAAAAGGUGGCCACGCCAACUCCUAGUAAUGUCGAAAUUGAGGACGAAGAUGAGAGAGUACUCAAUGAAAUGGAGGAGCUGACAAAUGCCAUGGAGCGCAAAAAGAAACGAGAAAAGAAGCUUCUUGCAAAAAAAAUGGCUAAGGACAAGGCACGAAAAGCGACUGGGAUGCAAGUAGAUGUUAUGCAAGAUGAUUACAUUGAUCACGAGUUAUUUUCUCUAUCUUCCAUCAAAGGUAAGAAAGAUCUUGUUGCUGUCGAUUCCACUCAAUAUGAUGAUGGCGAUGAUGAGAAUGCUGAUUUGGGGGACAGUGAAGAUGAAAGAAUCAAGAAGACAACUCAAGAUUACUCUUCCAGUGAUAUGGACUCUGAUGAAGAACGCAGAAGAUAUGAUGAACAAUUGGAAGAGAUUCUCGAUCAAGCUUAUGAAAGCUAUGUGGCCAAGAAAGGGGGAAGUUCAAAACAUCGGAAGCGUGCUAAACAAGCCUAUGCCCAACAGGACCAACUUAUGGAGGAUGGGAAUGAUGACGAAAUUGGUCAGGCUGAUUAUGAUUCAGAAAAAGAUCAGGGUGAUCAUGAUGCAAAUCCUCUAAUGGUACCACUUGAUGAGGGUAUGCCAACACAGGAGGAAAUUAAGAAUAAGUGGUUUAGUCAGGACAUUUUUGCUGAAGCUGUAGAGGAGGGAGAUUUGGGGAAAUCUGACAGCGAAGACGAAAUGCAGGUAGAUAGGCCGAAGGAAAAACACUCCAUCCCUCAAAAGGCGAAGGAAAAGGUAGUAAAGGAUACUGCAGGUUCCACUAAUGCUCAUGUCCAAUCAUCCAAGGCGGAAGAUGACUUUGAGAUAGUCCCUGCUCCAGCUACAGAUUCUAGUGAUGACUCAUCCUCUGAUGAGUCAGAGGAUGAAGAUGUUGACACAAAAGCUGAGAUAUUGGCUUGUGCAAAGAAGAUGCUGAGGAAAAAACAAAGGGAGCAGAUGCUUGAUGAUGCUUACAAUAAGUACAUGUUUGAUGAUGAGGACUUACCUGAAUGGUUUUUGGACGAGGAACGGAGGCAUCGCCAAGCAAUUAAACCCAUUACCAAGGAGGAGAUUGCCGCAAUGAAAGCACAGUUCAAAGAAAUCAAUGCUCGGCCUGCUAAGAAGGUUGCAGAGGCCAAAGCCCGAAAGAAGCGAGUUGCCAUGAGGAAACUUGAGAAGAUUCGCAAGACGGCAAACAUUAUAUCAGACCAGACAGAAAUUAAUGACCGUUCAAAGAGAAAACAAAUUGAACAAUUAUACAAGAAAGCUGCGCCCAAAAGGCCUCAAAAGGAAUAUGUGGUUGCAAAGAAAGGAGUUCAAGUCAAGGGUGGGAAGGGUAAAGUUGUUGUUGAUCGCCGGAUGAAAAAAGAUGCAAGGACACGUGGGUCAGGCAAGGGAGGGAAAGGCGGCUCGAAGAAGGGAAAAAAUGCAAAGGUACAGAAAGGUAAAGGAUCUGUAAAAGCUUCAACAAAGAAGGGAAAGAAGGGAAACAGAGGAUAAAAAGAUGAGUAACUCAUGACUGAACUCUCAAAGUUCAGAAAGAUUUUGGUUAUUUCACCUUAUACAUGUUUUAACUAUUAAUAGUUUGUUGUAGCCUGUUGAAUUAAAGCUAAAAAUUGAUGAAGUUUCAGUUGAUCCAAUUUAUGCUCAGUUAUCUGUACAAAACAGAUGAGAGUAUGAUCUGAGUCUCUACUUGGAAUAAAAUUGGUAUUUCAACUUUGUUUA